AUGCUUCUGAUUCCACGGAGCUUUUAUCAUAUUGAUACAUUUCCUAUUGUAUUUGAUACCAAUCAAUCACAAUUACGACAAAGUUUUCGAGUUUUCAAUAGUACAAUUAAUCGAACGUUUUUGCUCGAUGAAACUUUUCAUCCGUACGUAAUUUCUGAUCCAAAGCAAACUCUACAAUUGAAUUACGCUUCUCCCUUGAAUCACAACGCAAAAUCACAAUUAAAUCAAAAUCUGAAUGCUACUUUGAAACCAGAACAGUACGAUAUUGCUCCAGAAAAGCAACCAAUACAUAGUAAAGCUUUUACUUCUUGCUCAAGCGUAAAUAAUAGUUAUCUUUGGGAGAAUUGUACUGAACAUGAUUUAAUUGUACGUAAAAAAAAUAACUUGUUUGAAUUUCAUCGUAGAAAUAUUACGGACACAAAAUUUUUCAACAAUGUAAAUGAAUUGUCUCUGCGUGAAUUACGACUAUCAGCUAUUCGAGCACUAAUCGACUCAAAAGCAAGAAGUGGCGAUCAACUUCUGACCUCAUUAGUUCAAGAUGCUGCAGAUCUGACUAAUUUGUUUGAUAAGAUGAGAAAUCGAGAACGAGCUCUUCCCGCUAUCAUUCAGCAAAACAUUCGGAGAAAACAAGCAUUCCAGCAAGCACAGCCACUGCAGUUAUUAUUUUCCGGUGAUAAAAAUGGCUUGUCGGUGCAACCAUUGAAAUUCAGCCAGAGCCUAGGCGAAAAAUUCAGAAGUCAGAACAUCUCAGGUAAUUUGAAAACACAGCAAUAUGCACACUGGGAAAAUUUACUUUUUGGGCCAGAUGGCGUUCUGACCGCAGUUUUUCAUAUUCUCGAUGGCCGCCGCAAAAUCCCUGAGAAGUCAACGAUCAAAAAUGCAGUGAUAACUAGCAAAAUUGGUACUGAUAAGAGUCAAGCGGCUGAUUCUUAUCAACAAACAGACCUGAUAUUCCUACCUGAUUUUUUGGUGAAUGCGAGUGGGGUUCGAACCCACGAGGACUUACGUCCAUUGGAACUUAAAUCCAACGCCUUAACCACUCGGCCAUCGCUGUCCACUUCGGACCUUUGCACUACUAAUUAUUAA
This is a messenger RNA of Thelazia callipaeda (thelaziosis nematode), 1086 nucleotides long. The record is from the annotation of a GenBank genome assembly. Lineage: Eukaryota; Metazoa; Nematoda; Chromadorea; Rhabditida; Thelaziidae.